Molecule: messenger RNA, 723 nt
Organism: Fusarium musae
Lineage: Eukaryota; Fungi; Ascomycota; Sordariomycetes; Hypocreales; Nectriaceae
Exons: 1
Coding region: 1-723 (240 amino acids)
Molecular function (GO): glycosyltransferase activity
Source: RefSeq, a predicted model, not a curated record
AUGACCGCAAAGGAAUACACCGAUGACCCGCGUUUCAACGAGUGCUGGACAAAGCUAAUCGCCUUCUCAAUCACGGACUACUCACGAAUAGUUCUGCUGGACUCAGAUAUGCUACCGCUACAGAACAUGGAUGAGCUGAUGGACCUUGACCUCGAUUCGUCGUCAGUGAGCGAAUCUGGAGACGCGACUCGCAGUAAAAGAGUGUUUGCUGCUUGUCAUGCUUGUACAUGCAAUCCCCUGCGAAAGCCGCACUAUCCGCCGAACUGGAACCCUGAGAAUUGCGCGUUCACAUCUCAGCAUUCUUCACCAGACGUCGCACAAACUUCCGGGGCAGAUAUCUCAACAGGCUUGGGCAAACUAAACAGCGGGCUUCUCGUCAUCAACCCGUCGAAAGUUAUUUUUGAUCAGAUCGUCACAAAGAUGAAUGAGACUGGUCUUGACUACCAGUUUCCAGAUCAGGACCUAUUGGCAGAUCUAUACAAAGGCCGUUGGGUCGCAUUGCCAUAUAUCUACAACGCCUUGAAGACGAUGCGGGAUCCAAGCGUGCACGGAGCUAUAUGGCGUGAUGAUAAGGUCAAGAACGUGCAUUACAUUCUCAGUCCUAAGCCAUGGGAUGAGCUAGCACCUGAUGGGGCGUGGAAGGGGAACAACCCUAUACACAAGUGGUGGAUUGACGCGUACAAGUCAAUGCGUGCAGAGGAAAAGACACUUGGAAUCUCGUGA